Hyaloscypha bicolor E is the source of this 429-nucleotide messenger RNA. RefSeq lists its product as uncharacterized. NCBI's taxonomy places the organism in Eukaryota, Fungi, Ascomycota, Leotiomycetes, Helotiales, Hyaloscyphaceae. Bases 1 to 429 code for a protein of 142 amino acids. The record is from RefSeq and is a predicted model, not a curated record. The transcript has 13 exons.
AUGAAUAUAAUACUAAUUCAGUAUAGUAAUAAGAUUAUAAUUACUAAAGAGGUAGUUAAGUAUAAUAAUGAGGUUCAGAUUACUAUAAUAGUAGUUAAGGUUCAGAUUACUAUAAAGAUAAUUAAGAUUACUAUAGAAGUAGUUAAGAUUACUAUAAUAGUAAUUAAGUAUAGUAAUGAGUUCGAGAUUAUAAAGAAGUAUAGUAAUGAGGUUAAAAUUACUAAAGAAAUAAUUAAGAUAAUAGCUAGAAACCGGAAUAAUAUCAAGGUUACUAAAGAGGUAAUUAAGUGCGGUAAUAAGAUUAAGAUUACUAAAAAGUAUAGUAAUAAUAUUAAGAUUACUAAAGAGUAUGGUAAUAAAGUCAAGGUUACUAAAGAGGUAUUUAAAGAGGCAGCUUCUAACAAGUCUAUAAGUUACGAGGUAGUUUAA